Molecule: messenger RNA, 3638 nt
Organism: Epinephelus moara (kelp grouper)
Lineage: Eukaryota; Metazoa; Chordata; Actinopteri; Perciformes; Serranidae
Exons: 3
Coding region: 890-3196 (768 amino acids)
Molecular function (GO): GTP binding
Source: RefSeq, a predicted model, not a curated record
UACUCAAGAGUCAACUGCAGUCAGUAGGGUUCUGAGACUGUUUCUGUGAAAUCAUGUGACCACAGGUUCUCCACCCCUCUGCUGAUAUAAAAGCUGUGAUCUGCUGUCUCUGCAUUGUCAGUAUCUGGGACCAUCAACACAGGUAAGAACACUUUAAGACAGUAAUUAUGAAAUACUUGCAAAUGUUAAGAUCAGGAGUUAAUACUAGAUAAAAAUGCAUAAGGAUAAUUAUACAUUAUCCAUGUGCAGCUGUUGAGUCCUCAAAGGUCACUGAUCAUCACAUCACUGAUAACUGAACAUACUAUCUGACAUUCCUAAGUCAUUCAUAUCUUAUAUUAGAAUGACAUUUAAAUAAGAGCUUUGAAUUAACUAAGAUUUGUUUUCAGUUAAAGGGCCACUGUGUAAAACGGGUUGAAAACAGUGACAUCAGUGGUCAAAUUCUAGAUUGCAGGGCUCACUCGCUCACCCCUCCCGUCGGGUAAAUGACGGUGGCCUCGUAGGGACAAAAAGCCUUGCGCAGACACAAGUUUUUCAGGAGUAGGUCUAUCUAGCGACGAGGUGAAUGUUUAUUUAGAAAUCUAAACCAUGUUACGAUAUUGUAAGGAAUCCCUCACGAGCAGGAGACCAGAGGAGCGUUCGGGAAAAAUGCCCGUUUAUUUGAGCACUCCAAAAACUCUGGUAACACAGAGGGUAAAAGACUCCGUCUUAAACUCUGACUCUUCUAGCGUAACACACAUUUCACACACACAUACUCACUUACAGUACCAAGCGGGGACCCCCUCCCCUCUCUGCUCCACCAAUCUCCAGCCCGCACACUGACAGCGUAGCCUAUAAACAGAGCUUAGCUGUUUAUUUAGCCUAGCAAUAUCUCCGGACUAUAGUAGCUGCAAUGGACGACUUUGAACGCGAUUUUGAAGAGUUUCUUGAAGCGGACACAGACCCAGAGCCAUACAUGUUUGAGCCGGAGCAUACAGAUGAGGAACUCCAUGUUUUGGAUGCUGAGCGGGUGAGGAGAGAGGCUGAAUCCUCCGCUCCCAUUUUGCUGCACAGAAUGGGAUUCGGUGUUACCAUUGUUGGGGAGAUAUAUCAUCAGGAGGAAAAGUGCUGGAGAGAGUGCAUCACAAGGAGUGAAGUUGCGUCUUCUUUUCCUCCUUCUUUCCUGUUGCGUGAGAACUCAUACGAAGGUGCUCCAUCCUUAUCCUCCUGUAAAACUGUUACCAUGGCAACGAAAACCUCAUCCAAAUAUGACCACAUCACCUGCAAAGAUCCGAUCCAACCAGGAUCUCCUAAUGUUUACAGGCUGAAACUAAAGAAAGAGAAUAUUGGAACUCUGACAAGAAUGACUCUCGGUGAAAAGGAUCCAAGCAAGUUAAACAAAACCAUCUUGCUUGUGGGUGAAACAGGAGCAGGAAAAUCUACUCUGAUCAACGCUCUGGUCAACUACGCCAUGGGAGUGAAGUGGAGGGACGAUGUCUGGUUUCAGAUCGUAGAGGACGAGAAGAAAAGUCAAUCAGAAAGUCCAACAUCAGAUGUGACUGACUUUCAGGGUGAGGAGAAAAGUCAGUGUGAAAGUCAAACAUCAGAUGUGAUCGUGUACGAGAUCUUUGGUUUUGAAGGUCAAACUCUGCCCUACUCUCUGACCAUCAUCGAUACUCCUGGAUAUGGGAGCACUGCAGGAACUGAACAUGAUGUCAUCGUCAGUGAAAGGUUAUUAGACUUGUUCUGCUCAGACGAUGGAGUUCAUGAGAUCAAUGCAGUGGGUCUGGUGAUGAAAGCGAGUGAGAAUCGUCUGGAUGACCGACUGAGGUACAUCUUUGAUUCAGUUGUGUCUCUGUUUGGAAAAAACAUGGAGAAGAACAUUGUUGCCCUCAUCACACAUUCAAAUGGAAGAACUCCUAAAAAUGUUCUGAAAGCCAUUGAGACUGCAGAGAUUAGAUGUGCCAAAAAUGAGAAGAAUCAGCCUGUUCACUUCCUGUUUGAUAACUGCCAGCAUGAAGACAGGACAGAGGAGACAGAAGCUCUUCAACAAGCAGAUAAAAGAACAAUGAAAGGACUGAGUCAGUUCACAAACUUCCUCGAAAAAACUGAAUCUCAAAAGCUGAAGGAAACUGUGGAGGUUCUGAAGGAGCGGAUUAGACUAGCAGCCUGCAUCCACAACUUGCAAGAGAGAAUUGAGUUUAUUGAAAAGAAACAGAGUGCAAUCAAGCAGAAUCAGGAAGCUCUGAAGAAAUAUGAAAAGAAGAUGAAGAACAAUGAAAAGUUCACUGUAGAAGUUGAUGAGGUCUGCAAAGUUAAACAACGUGUCAGUGAGAGGAGACGGUGGGCAUUUGGGUUAAAUUAUGGAGGAGCUGUCUGCUGCACUGUCUGCAAGGAGAACUGUCACUAUCCAUGCACACUGGCCUGGUAUCCAAAACACUGUGAGGUCAUGAAAAAAAUAUGCACUUUAUGUAAGGAUCAAUGUUUUGUAGCAGAUCAUGAGAAAGGCAAACCAUGCACUGAAUGUGAGGGAAAGUGUUGUGUAUCAUUUCAUGUUAAAGGAAAACAAUGUCCUGUAUGUGAGGAUAAAUAUCGUGAAUCGGAUCAUGAAAAAAAAUUAUACUGUACUGUCUGUACUGGGAGGUGUCCUGUAUCAGUUCAUGUGAAAGAUAAACAGUGCACUGUAUGUGUGGACGACUGUUGUGCAUUAGGUCAUGAGGAAGGCAAACAAUGUCCUGUAUGUGAGGGUAAAACAAAGAAAUCAGAUCACGUUAAAAAAAUGUGGAAGUAUGUGAGCACGACAAGGACAGUACGAAAGACCAAACAGGACAUGAAAGACAAGUUUGAAAAGGGUAAAGCAGGCUGUGAGGAGUCAACAAGCCUUCUGGAAACUCUUCAGAAGAACAUCGAGGAACUUGAGAAAGAAAAAGAUCAUUGGCUGGAAGAGUCGUUCCAGCAUGUUGAGAGUCUGGAGCAGCUCGCCCUGAAUGUGAAGUCACUGUCCACUUUGGUUCAUUUGGACUUCCUGAUUGAGAAGAUGAAGGAGAAAGGAGACACAGAGAAAGUCAAGAAACUGGAAGAGAUGAAAGUUGAAAUGGAUAAAAAUGAAGGAAUCAAAGCAGCGCUAUCGUACCGGAUUGGUAGAGUAACAGCAGCUGGUAAAGCAGCAAAGAACCAAGUUGUAGAUGAACAGAAAGAUAAUGGGGGGUCAGCUGUGUAGAAAACACAGUCUACAAUGUUGGUGAAAUGUGUUUCAUUCUGUAUAUAUUAAGUGUGAUGUUGAUGUAAUAACUACAUAAGAACAUUCAAAUGUAAUCACCUUUUAAAUAUCAGAUGUGUAAUUCCUCAAACAGCGCCCUCUGUGGUAUUUAAUGGCUGUUUGUUUUUGUUCUUCCAGUUUAACUUCACUGUACAGAUUAGAAAACUGUUUGGAUCAACCGCUCUGGUUUUAAAUGGAGUGAGGACGCCCCCUGCUGUUUGAUGUUGAGUACAGCAGCUCCCCUCCUCUAUCUUUAAACAAGACAUUUAUUUUUCUUUAGUUUCUUUGUGUAGGUUCAUUGUUUUUAAGGUUUUCUAAUGUGUUUUUCAGUCAGUACAAGGCUGUGAUUCAUUCUGAUGUUGACAGAAGUCUCAUUAAACUGGUGGUGGGAGAGUAACACAAC